Messenger RNA from Cinara cedri, 7260 nucleotides. The record is from the annotation of a GenBank genome assembly. Lineage: Eukaryota; Metazoa; Arthropoda; Insecta; Hemiptera; Aphididae.
AUGUUUUCUAUGUGCAAACAAACCCGUAUACCGACGUCCAUAGAGCAUGCUAUUUAUUGUUACUUCUUCAAUCGCGUCGAAAAAUGCCUUGUGUUAGCCGGUGUCAACAUUCUCCGUGUCUACAGGCUAGUCCCGACCGACACGACAUGUCAGCCGCCCAAAACCAAGUUUGAAUGCCUGGCUCAAUACACUUUAUUUGGUAAUAUCAUGUGCUUACAGUCUGUUACUUUGUGUCAGAAUUCACCCGAAGCUUUGUUACUCAGUUUCUCUGAAGCCAAGUUCAGUUUGGUCCAGUACGAUCAUGACAAUCACAACCUACGUACGUUAUCAUUGAAUUAUUUCGAAGACGACAAAUUUAAAAAUGGUACCACUCAACAUUGGACUCCUCCUUUAAUUAGAGUAGAUCCAGUUGGUCGAUGUGUGGUUGGUCUAGUUUAUGGACAUUAUUUUUUCGUUCUACCGUUUGGUCGUACUAUUGAUGAUCACGGUAAAAGUGCUCAAGUCAUGCCUAGCUAUACAAUACCAAUUAAAACAAUAGAUCCCAAGAUGAAUAAUAUUAAAGAUUUCGAUUUCUUACAUGGAUAUUAUGAACCAACAUUAUUAAUUCUGUUUGAAUCGGUUCAAACUAAUGCUGGACGUAUAGUUAUUAGGAAAGAUACAUGCGCAAUGGUAAGUGUCAUUUUAAUUAUAUGUUGGUACUUAUUAUAAUUCUAAUAUGAUUCCAAACAAUUGUUUCUUUUUUUUUUUUUUUAUUCAUUUUUUUUUUAAAUAGGUGGCUAUUUCAUUAAAUAUUCAACAACAUGUGCAUCCAGUCAUUUGGUCAUUGGAUUCACUUCCCUAUGAUUGUCAAAAAGUCAUUCCGGUGUCUCGUCCAAUUGGUGGUGCUCUGAUUAUGGCAGUGAAUUCUCUCAUACAUCUCAAUCAAAGUGUACCUCCUUUCGGGGUUGCCCUUAAUUCUAUAACCAAUACAAUGACCAACUUUCCUUUAGAACAACAAGAAGAAAUUAAUCUCGUUUUGGACCGUGCUACUGCCACUUUUAUAUCUAGUAAUAAACUAGUGACAUCGUUGUGUAACGGUGAUCUCUACGUAAUUACACUAUACGCUGAUAGUAUGCGUGCAGUAAGAAGUUUUCAUUUUGAAAAAUGUGCUUCUAGUGUAUUAACUACAUGCAUAACAGUAUGUUUGGACUCCUAUUUGUUUCUGGGUUCAAGACUUGGUAAUUCUCUACUUUUGAGAUACUAUGCACGGUCUCAAAGUAAUGAUGACGUACCUACUGUUAAACAUAAAAAUGCUGAUGUAACUGAUGAAGAUCUCAUUGAAUUAGAAGUAUAUGGUAGUGAAGUACAGACAUCUAUUUGUUUAGAAAAAUACAGUUUCGAAGUCUGUGAUAGUAUAAUAAAUAUUGGGCCAUGUAGUCAAGCGUCUUUAGGAGAACCAGCUUAUAUUUCAGACGAAUUGAGUAAUGAUGAACAUGAUGUGGAACUAUUAUGUACAUCUGGUCAUGGGAAAAAUGGAGCGUUAAGUGUUCUUCAUCAUUCCAUCAAACCUCAAUUUGUUGCUACAUUUCAUUUGGAUGGCUACAAAAACAUGUGGACAGUGUAUGAUGAAAAUGAUUUUCAUUCUUUUAUGAUAUUUACCAACUCAGAUUCAACUUUAAUACUAAAAACUGGACAAGAAAUAAAUGAAUUAGAUUAUUCAGGUUUUGCAACGCAAGAGCAUACGGUUUUUGUGUGCAAUAUGAAUAAAUAUGUUAUACAAGUUUUAAAAUACUCCGUGAGAUUGCUCAAGGGGUCAGAUCAAAUUCAAAACAUUCCUUUAGAAUUUGGUUCUCCGAUUAUACAUGGAUCUUGCAGUAGUCCCUAUGCUGUAUUGUUAACUUGUGAUGGACAGGUGAUAGUGCUGAUUAUUAAAUCAACAGGAAGAAUUGUACUCAUGCGACCCACCAACUUUGAUACUGUACCACCGACAAAAACGUUGACUGUGUAUCGUGAUGUAAGUGGCUUAUUUUCUAGCACAAUGCCCCAAGCCGAAAUUCCUGUGGUAGGUCAAAAAUUAAAACAUGCUACUUUUGUAACUGAUUCCAUGGAAGAUGAAGAGGAAAUGUUGUAUGGCAAUACAAGAGAUUCAUCAUCCAAUGAAACACCUCAUAAACUGGUCUCAAAUAAAAAUCUUAUGUGGUGGUUAAAGUUUAUAGAACAACCGACACCAACAUAUUGGGUUGUUCUGACAAGAGAUAAUGGAUGUUUGGAAAUUUAUACAUUACCUGAUUUUAAAAUAAAAUAUCAAGCUGCUGACAUAGAUGAAUCACCUGCUGUUCUUAAAGAUAGUUUAGAAGAAGGUUGUUUUAAUAAAAGUACUGAAUUAAUAAAAGAAAUUUUGCUUGUACCGCUGGGAUAUCAAGAUAAAAGGCCUUUAUUAUUUGUCAGAUUAAACAAUGAGGUAAAAUAAAUAUUAAUAAAAUAUUUUAUAGUUUAUUGAUUUCAUAAACAAAUUUAAUUUUUUUUUAGGUGGUUAUUUAUGGUAUACACAGGCACCCAGAAGGUACAUUAAAGAUGCGAUUUCAUAAGCUUACUUCAUUGUUAACAUUUCAGUCAAAAUCUAGUAACAGUCUGGAAGACAUUUCAUUGCUUCAUUAUUUCAACAGAAUCGCUAGCUAUAAUGGCGUUUUUAUAUGUGGUCAAAAUCCUCAUUUAGUAUUACUCACUAUAAGAGGAGAACUAAGGUGUCAUCCAUUACACAUAGAUGGACCAAUUGUUUGUUUUGCACCUUUUCAUAAUGUUAACUGCUCACAGGGAUUCUUAUACCUCAACUCUGAUAACAAAUUAAGAUUUUCCAUACUACCUACACAUUUAUCAUAUGAUGAACCUUGGCCAUUGAGAAAGGUAUAUUUUAUUUCAUUGUUUUAGUUUUUUUUUUUAUUAAUACUAAUCAUACUAGAAGUUUGAACAAUUUUAAUGUAAUGUAGAUAUAACUUUUUUUAUUUUGCAAAUGUACAAUUUUUACAAUUGCCCUAAAAUAUUCAACAACUAUUAUAACUAGCACAUUUAAAUAUACCAUAUUUUUAAAUAAAAUUGUUAUAAUUUUUUUUCAAAGAAGUUAUUUAAAAUGUAAUGAAUUAUAUUUUUAUUUUUCACUGAAAUAAUUUAAAUCUUAUAAACCAUAAGUCAAAAUAACCAUUAAAUUACUUUAAUUUCUUCAUACAAUUUAAAAUUGUAUUAAAUCAUAAUAAAUAAAUAUUUAAGCAGCAUAAUAAACUUUAUGAAUACCUAUUAAUUAUGCAAUAAUAGUAAACUAUAAAUGGUUUUUAUUAAAAAUCUAUAUAUAUCUUUUUGGUAUUUAAUAGUUCUAGAAAAAUAAAAACAUUUUUUAAAUAAAACCCCAAUUUAUAUCCCUAUACAAAUAUGACUUAAUACAAUUAAAUAAAUUGUAUCUAAUAAUGGUUACUUAAAGAUUCUAAAUGUAUAUUAAAUUAAAUUUAAACCUAUUAAAGUAUAGAUAUAUUAUUAAAGAUAAUCUAAUUAUAUAUAUUUCUAAAUAUUAUACUAUAUUGAAACAUAAUAAGCUAUAAAUUAUAUUAAUAGCCAUUAAAUAUUAAUACUAUAUUACUAUUCUUUUAUUCUUACGAAUUAAAUAAUUAUUUAAAAUAAAAUGCAUAAAAAAGGAUUACGAUUACUUUGAUAGAGUAAAUGAUAAGAAAAUAAGCUAAAAUUAAACUUUUGGAUUCAUACUUCAAAUAUAGAAUAAAAUUAUUUUUUCUAAUAAAUUUUAAAUUUAACAAAAAUUACAUAUUUAAUAAAAAUAAUUUUUAGAACAUUAAUAUCAAUGUUUUCUUCAAAUUGAAUUUCAAUAUGAAUGGUAUUAGAAUUAAAUUUAUUCACUAUUUUACUAAUUUUAAAUUUUAAAUCUUCAAUAAAAUAUAUUUUAAUCCAAGCUUUUGCUGCAAUUUUAAUAUUAAAUUAUAUUAAUUAAUAAAUCAAUAUUUUUUUUAGUUAAUAUAAAUUUUAAAAUCUCUAACAAAAUUAAUUUUAACUAUUGUUUAUGAAUGAAAAUUUGGUUCCUCAAAUUGAAAACUAUAGGAUAAUAUAUGUAACAUUUAAUAUUUGCUUUUAAAAAUUAUUUAAUAAAUGUAUCUUAUAAAAAUAAGUAAAAAAGUAAAAAAUAAUACAUAUUAAUUUUGACUUAAUAAUAGAUUUUAAAUCAAUUCUUAUUUUUAAUAGAAAAAGAGGUUUAUUACUGUAAAUAAUAAUACUGAAAAAAAUGUUUCAUAUAGAAGAUGCUAAUGAUCUUUUAACGCAUAUAAUGUUUAAUCUUUAAAAAUAUUUAUUAGUUUAAUAAAAACAUUGAUAUUUUAAAUCAAAAUAAUAAUAAUAAAUUUAAUAAUAUUAAUUUUAACAAAAUCACCUCUUAAAUCAAACAUAAUUAUCUUAUUACAAACUAUUUUAAUUACUUUAAUAACCAACUUAAUUAAUAAAACAUCAUAAAUUUCAUUUAUAAUUUUUAUUCUUUGAGCAAGAGGAUUAAUAAUUAUUUUUUCAUACAUUUCAAAAAUUGAAUUUAAUGAAUUAAAUAUAAAUAAAAAAUUUAAAAAUAUUUUUUUUAAAAUUAUAUUAAUUUAUAUUAUGAAUUAUUAUACAAAAAAUGUAUUUAUUAAAGAAAAUAAUUUUUUAUUUGGAGGUAUAAAUAUCUAUUAAAUAUCUUUUAUUUAGCAAACAAUUUAAUAAUUUAUCUAAUAUUAAUUUUAUUUUUAAUAAUAAUCAUAAUUAUUUGGUUUUAAAAAAAAAAUAAAAAAGGACCUUGAGGACAAAAAUUAUAAUGAAAAAAAAAAUAUUAUUACUACUAUUAAUAUUAGAUUUAUAUGAUAUUUUUUGAUCAUUUAUAAUAAUUUUUCUUAUAAAUCAGAUUUGAACAGGAUUAUUUUUAGCAUUUCUUUAAAAACAGAUAUUAACUUAGCAUUUCAAAGAAUUAUUAAUAUAAACCGAAAUAUUUAUUUUGGUUGAUUAAUUUGAUCACUUCAUGUUGUUGGGGCAUCAAUAUUCUUUAUACAUAUAUUUAUUUAUAUAUAUAUACACAUAUUAGACAAAGAAUUUGUUCAAAUUCUUUUAAUUUUGAACUAACAUGUUUAAUUGUAGUAAUUGUAUUGUUAACUAUAAUAACUGCUUUUAUUGAAUAUUAUUAUAUUAAUAUUACCCUGAGAACAAAUAUCAUUCUGAGGAGCUACAGUUAUUACAAAUCUUUUAUCAGCUAUUCCUUAUUUAGGAAAUUUAAUUGUAAUUUGAAUUAGAGGAAGAUUUUCAAUUCAUUUUAUUUUACCAUUUAUUAUUUUAAUAUUUAUUUUUAUACACUUAAUAUUUCUUCAUUUAAAUAUGAAAUUAUAUAUAUAUAUAUCAUGAAACUGGUCUUAUAAUACACUUAUCAGACUCCAGGGGACACAUUCAUUCAUUCAUAUAUUUAUUUUUUUUUUAUUUACAUAUUUAUUUACUUUAAAUAUUAUCUGUUGUUUGAUUUUUAUUAAAAACGAUUUUCUUUAAAUUUUUUUCUAUUUUAAAUUCUGUUUGUUGGGUUUAAUGUUUUGAUGUCAAGUAAUUUAUUUUACUUUUAUAACAUUUUUAAAAUAUUUUUUUUUUCCAAAUAUUAUAAAACUAUUUAGAUCAAACUAAAAUCGAAAAAUGAAUUACUCUUUCAUCAACUAGAUUCAAAAUGCAACCAAAAAGUCUUCUCAUAAUAGAAAAGUUGUUCACUAAAAAAAAAUACACACAAAUAGUAAUACUGAUAAAUUCUUUGCUCUACUUAGAAUCUAAUCCAUAAAAAACUAAAACUGAGAACAAAAAUGCUUAAUUUCCAGCUGUAUUAUUACUUAGCAUGUACUAAUCAAAUGAACAUUAACAACUCAGUAUAAAUUAAUUUUAUAUAUUAUUGAUCUCUCCAAUUUUUACUAAUAAAUAAAUGUUUAUGUUUAGGUUCCACUUCGUAAAACACCACAUUUUAUAGUUUAUCACUUAGAAACAAAAACAUAUUGUGUAGUUACUUCUUCGACAAAACCAUCUCCAACAUAUUAUAAAUUCAAAGAAGAUGAUAAAGAACUGACUACUGAACAACGUGAUCCUAAUUUUCCACUACCCAAUCAUGAUUUGUUUACAUUAGAACUGUUUUCCCCUGUGUCUUGGGAACCAAUACCAGACACAAGUAUUCAAACAGAGGAUUGGGAAUUUAUAACUUGUUUGAAAAAUGUCGCCUUGACCUAUGAAGGAGCUCGUAGUGGUCUCAAGGGUUAUAUAGCAAUGGGCACAAAUUACAAUUAUUCAGAAGAUAUUACUAGUAGAGGACGUAUAUUCUUAUUCGAUAUUAUUGAUGUUGUCCCAGAACUUGGCAAACCAUUGACCAAAAAUAAAAUAAAAAUGAUAUAUGCCAAAGAACAGAAAGGUCCUGUUACAGCUAUUACACAUGUUGUUGGAUUUUUAGUGACUGCUGUUGGUCAAAAAAUUUAUAUUUGGGAACUUAAAGACAAUGACUUGAUUGGCAUAGCGUUUAUAGAUACUGAAGUUUAUGUUCAUCAGAUGUUGAGUAUUAAAAGUUUGAUAUUGGUCGCUGAUAUUUUCAAGUCCAUUACUCUCCUACGAUUUCAGGAAGAAUACCGCACAUUGUCUUUAGUAAGUCGUGAUUUUAAACCUCUCGAAGUGUAUGAUAUCAAUUUUCUUAUUGAUAAUACAGAACUAGGUUUUUUGUCAUCUGAUAAAUACCAAAAUUUAAUUCUCUUUCUUUACCAGCCAAUGAACCGUGAUAGUCAUGGUGGACAAUGUUUAAUUCGCCAUGGUGAUAUUAAUAUUGGAUCGAAUGUAAACUCAUUCUUCAGACUUCGCUGUAAACAAUCUACAUUGACAUCUGAAAGACGAAAAGCUCUUGGCUCUGAUAGGCGACAUGUAACUAUGUAUGCUACAUUGGACGGUUCAAUUGGUUAUAUUGUACCAAUACAAGAGAAAAGCUACAAAAGGUUAUUAACUUUGCAGAAUAUGUUGGUGCAAAAUCUUACACAUCUAGCUGGAUUAAACCCUAAAGCCUAUCGCUCUCUCAAGGCUACAGUUCAUAAUAGGAAAAACCCAGCUAAGAGAAUAAUUGAUGGUGACCUUGUUUGGAUGUUUGUCACAUGUAUGAAUACUAGACAACGAAAUGAAAUUGCCAAUAAAGUUGGUGUUAAAACAAUAGAGUUACUACAAGAAAUAUAUGAACUAGAUAGAACCACUUGGCAUUUUUAAUGUUUCUAC